Helicoverpa zea (corn earworm) is the source of this 2192-nucleotide messenger RNA. RefSeq lists its product as uncharacterized. Gene Ontology annotation, cellular component: ciliary plasm; cytoplasmic dynein complex. The coding region runs from base 131 to 1642 and encodes 503 amino acids. Gene Ontology annotation, molecular function: dynein heavy chain binding; dynein light chain binding. Gene Ontology annotation, biological process: intraciliary transport. The transcript has 3 exons. The record is from RefSeq and is a predicted model, not a curated record. Lineage: Eukaryota; Metazoa; Arthropoda; Insecta; Lepidoptera; Noctuidae.
ACAACGCUGGCAACUCAAAAAACUCACCGUAACCAUGACAACGCCACAAAACAACAAAAGACAGUUUACCAACACGCGUGACGUUUUCCAAAAUCACUUUUAACGUUUGAUUUUUAGAAAUAAAGUUAACAUGUCGACUCUCAGUGGUUAUGACGGCGACGCGGUCGGUUUUGACGCCGUGAAGUUGAGUAAACGCGAAGAAAUUAACUCUUCGACGCAAACUACUGAAUUUCAGGAAUCCGGAGUUGGUUCACAGACAAACGAGUGCAAGGAAACUGGGAGUUUAGCUACAGCUGAAGACUUAAACGCUCAAGAUGAGAUUUUAAAAGAAUAUCCACCUCCAGGCUUGAACGAAUUUCUAAAAAAAGUCGUGCCCAAAAUGUUGGAACAGCUAGAUCAAACUGAGAAUGAAUUGCCAUAUAAUUCUUCAGAUUCUGACGAGGAAGAAGUGUUGACAGCUACUCUCUUCCAGGAGAUUAAGCUGACAGAUUUGCCCGGCAUUGGGGGUGGUGAUGAAUCCCGUUGUGUCAUAGAUAUCUCUUGGAAUCGCGGUGGGACUUCCGUGGCAGUUUCUAUAGGCAAAAACCAGCAUGAAAGCUGGUGCGUUGACGAUGGUCUAAUCAGAAUUUUCACCAUGAAACGCACGGCGGGUGAUACUUUUGUAAGAAGCCUAGAUUUGGCUGAAAAGACUUGUGUUACUAAGCUGAAGUAUCAUCCUACUGAGGCAGCCUUACUUGCUUACGGCACAACUUCAGGCGAAGUUAUUCUAUGUAACUUGAGGAACUUAGAUGCGAUUUUGCUGACAUCCCCGGCCGGGGCUCAUGGGUCUACUCGAGUAAACUGGCUUUACUGGGCUGAUGCGACCUUAGCUAAUACAUUUCUGACCAUGCACAUUAUGAAUACUGGUAAACGACGUGGCGCAUCCGACCACAUCCUCAUUUCUGGGGGAUGCGAUGGUACCGUCAACGUUUGGAGGGUAAACGCUACCCAAAAGGUCUUUGAAAACGUUAUUUGCUACGCUAUAAACGGUUCUAGGAACAUGAAUGCGCCGAAUAUCACGUGUUUUGACUUCAUAAAGACUUAUCCGUUACGGCCAAGCGAUCAAAAAGUUCCAGAUGAUAUUUUCGUCGUUGGAGCCUCAUCAGGAAUGUUUUACCUUUGCAAAACGAAGACUUACCAGCCUGUAGGGACUACGAAGACGGUGGAUCCGGUAUAUGAGGUGUUCCAAGGUCAUAUGGCUUAUGUUAUCGAUGUCGCAUUCAGUUCUCAUAAGCCGGGGAUUUUCGUGUCCGCCUCCAUUGAUUCGGAGUUGAGGAUUUAUGAUAUUAAUCAACCUAAUCCUUUGAAGGUAAUAUGCCUCGAUUCACCCAUCUCCUGCGUCGCCUGGAUGUCGAAUAACCCGUGCGUGGUGCUCCUAGGGCUCGCCAAGCCUCAGGGUCAGCUGCUUCAAGUGUAUAGCUUGAACAGUGGCCGGGUGCUACCGGUCGAAGGGUUGACAGGCACCGGGGGUGCUGUCACUAAUAUUACGGUUAAUCAUUGUGGUAUUUGCCGCAUAGCAGCGGGUGAUGCGGACAGCAACCUGCACAUUUGGGAGCUCCCCUCUCGUCGCAUCUGGUUAACUCAGGAACACCUAGACUUUUAACUUUUUAACACCGAUUGUUUUCGUACGAUAAAACAUUUUCCAGCGAUUUACAGUUCCGAGUUCGUAAUUUGUUGGUACGAUCAGUUGUUACUAUAGACAAAACAAUUUAUUUCUUGUUUAUGGAAACUGGGCUAUAGUGUCUGAACACAUUACGAUAAAACUCAGCAUGACCUGCAAGCUCUGCUUGUCCGAAGUUAGCUACUAGUAACUCAACGAUAGGACUUCAAAGUUUGAAAUCGCCACGCCAAUUUUUCUCUCCCUCCCUGUCGUAUAUGGUGAUUAACGCUCAUUCCUUCGGCUGCCCACCAACGUCUGAUAAAUCGGUGACCGAUUUUUUGUAGGAGAAAAAUAGAGCUCACCCAAUAGUGCAACGCAUACGCCCAAAAAGUCGGUCAGAACGUCGUAUAUAAAAUCUGUCCUAUUUUAUCUGUCCUACUAAAAGUCGGAAGUGGAUUUGCAGCCUUCUCUGUAUGAGAAGAGGCCUCAGCACACAAAUGGGACGGUAAAAAGGCUGAUGAUGAUGAUUAUAUUGAAGUUCGUUUAUUGAUUU